AUGGCGACCUGCAGGCCCGUGGUCUCCGUCUACAACUUCGAGAACCCCAAGGAGAAGACCGGGACCGUGGUCAUGCCCCACGUGAUGCAGUCCCCUCUGCGCCCCGACCUGGUCCGGGAGGUCCACCGGGACAUGAACAAGAACAAGCGCCAGGCUUACGCCGUGAAGGCCAAGGCAGGCUACGACACCGCCGCCGAGUCCUGGUGCACCGGCCGAGCUGUGGCCCGUAUCCCCCGUGCCCCGGGCGGAGGAACCCACCGUGCUGGCCAGGCGGCCUUCGGAAACCAGGCCCGCGGCGGAGGCAUGUUCAACCCCACCAGGAUCUGGCGCCGCUGGCACCGCAAGGUGAACCUCACCAAGAAGCGCCAUGCCGUGGCUGUGGCUUUGGCUGCCAGCAGCUUGCCUCCCCUGGUGAUGGCACGGGGUCACCGCAUCAAUGAGGUGGCUGAGCUGCCUUUGGUGGUGACUGAUGGCAUUGAGAAGCUGAGCAAGACCAAGCAGGCCGUGGAGGCACUGAAGAAGCUUGGCUGCGGCGAGGACUUGACUCGGGUCCUCGAUUCCAAGAAGAUCAGGCCGGGCCAGGGCAAGGCGCGCAAUCGCCGAUACGUGAAGGCAUGCGGCCCCCUGAUUAUCUACAAUGAGGACCAGGGCAUCACUCGGGCCAUGCGAAACAUCCCCGGUGUGGAGACAGCGCACAUUGACCGCCUCAACCUGCUGCGCUUGGCACCUGGUGGUCACUUUGGCCGCUUCACUAUCUUCACAGAGAGCGCCUUCAAGAAGCUGUCGGCCAUCUACGGCACGCACAAGAGCGGCGCCCCGCUGAAGAAGGGCUACCACCUGCCCCGAGCCGCGAUGGCGAACGCAGAUCUUGCCCGCAUCAUCAACAGCACUGAGGUGCAGUCCGUGCUUCGCCCCAAGAAGGAGAAGGCCACCUUUGCCCCGAAGCGCAAUGCCUUGAAGAGCAAGGAUGUCAUGGAGGAGCUGAACCCAGGCUCCACUGACCGCAAGGCCGCGCUGCAGAAGAGCUCCGAGAAGGGCACAUCCGAGUUCGCCGAGGUGCAGAAGGCUAAGAAGGCCCGAAUCGAAGAGGCCAAGAAGUACAACAAGGAGCACAAGAAGGGCGAGGGCAGCUUCUACAAGACCCUGAUGAAGGCCUUCGAGGCCAAGGCAGCGGCGGAUGCGGCCAAGAAGGCGGCAGAGAAGAAGGAGGCUGAGGGCGAGGAGGAGGCGGAGGAGUGA
This is a messenger RNA of Effrenium voratum, 1239 nucleotides long. The record is from the annotation of a GenBank genome assembly. NCBI's taxonomy places the organism in Eukaryota, Dinophyceae, Suessiales, Symbiodiniaceae.